Molecule: messenger RNA, 988 nt
Organism: Seriola aureovittata
Lineage: Eukaryota; Metazoa; Chordata; Actinopteri; Carangiformes; Carangidae
Exons: 6
Coding region: 40-714 (224 amino acids)
Source: RefSeq, a predicted model, not a curated record
UUCAGUUAGAAGCCCUGCAAAGUUUCAGUCAUACACACAAUGAUGAACUUAAGCUUGAACACACCUCUCAUUCUCUGCAUCCUCAGCUGGAUCUCUGUCUCAGUGUCUGAGUUUCAGACUCUGAGGGGCCGACCUGGUGAAGAAGUCACAAUGUUGAUCUCCAACAUUUCCAAAUUCGACUCUGUGACAUUCUGGUUCAGGCAGAUCAACAAAACCAAGGUCCGCUGCAUCUCAGUUAUGAUCAAAUCUGACAGCGCAGCAGAUUUCUGCGAUGGAUAUAAUAAUGGAAAUUUUGAAAUGAGAUCAAACAUCUCCAACCUCUUUCUCAAAAUCAAACACGUGGAUUUAUCAGACUCUGGACUGUAUGUCUGUGGAUUCUACACAAGUGGCCGUCCGAUUUUCAGUGUGGUAGAUUUACAUGUUGAAGGUGGUGGUGAAGUGAUGAACAUGGGCUCUAAAGAGGCUGAAGGAGUAACCAAGCUGAUGAACGUGAUCCUGGGUGUUCUGACUGGUUUCCUUGUGAUCAUCAUCGGCCUUGUUCUUAAAUUCACGAAACCUUGGGCAGCUGCCAUUGAGGAACCACAGCGAUGUAAGAGUCUGGACUCGAAAGUGAACGAUGCAGCACUGAGUGUGUAUUCAGGAACGAUGAGAAACGGGAGGCCUGCAUCAGAGAGAGAAGUGGAGACUCGUGUUUUUUACUGUGCCAGCAGAUAGACUCAGAGUGGAUCUGAUUCUUUUAUCAUGUUUCUGUGCUUUUCUUCUCAUGUCUCUCUCUCACUCUGUCUUCCUAAAUUACUGAGACAGCACAGUGCAGGCUGAGCUAGAGUUGUUCCGAUACCGUUGUCGGUUAGCCAAAGUAACAGUGUUAUGGGUGAUAACGUGGUUAGUUCCCUACUAGCCUAAACACCAUUGCAAAACAUCAAUGUAAACUGGAUAUUUUAACUGCGAUAUUAAUGUACUACAUGUCUGAAUUAAAAACUAAAAUUUA